AUGGGAGGGGGAGUGGGAGCCGCCCCCGCCCCGUCCCCCGCUGGGAUCCCCGCAGCUCCGGGCCCCGCAGCCCCAGGCGCCCCGACGACUGCAGCCCCGGGGACCCCCGCACCCCCCGCCCGGAGCCAGGCGGACAAACCGGUGCUGGCAACCCAAGUUCUGGGCACUGUCAAAUGGUUCAACGUCCGAAAUGGUUAUGGAUUCAUCAACAGGAAUGACACCAAGGAGGAUGUCUUUGUCCACCAGACAGCCAUUAAAAGAAACAACCCUCGGAAGUUUCUGCGAAGUGUUGGGGAUGGGGAAACGGUGGAGUUUGAUGUCGUGGAAGGAGAGAAGGGUGCAGAAGCUGCUAAUGUGACUGGUCCAGGGGGGGUACCAGUGAAGGGCAGUCGCUAUGCUCCCAACCGACGCCGUUUUCGUAGAUUUAUUCCCCGGCCACGCCCUGCUGCACCCCCACCCCUGGUGGCAGAGGCCCCUACAGGGGUAGCAGAGCCAGGUAGUGAAGGGGAACGGGCUGAGGACCCCACUCAGCGACCUCGCCGCCGCCGCCCACCCCCCUUCUUUUACCGACGACGUUUUGUUAGGGGCCCUCGGCCCUCCAACCAGCAGCAGCCUAUGGAGGGUACAGAUGGGGUAGAGCCCAAAGACCCAGCCCCCUUAGAAGGGGACCAGCAGCAGGGAGAUGAACGUGCACCUCCACCCAGAUUCCGACCCAGAUAUCGAAGGCCUUUCCGUCCUCGGCCUCCACAGCAGCCCACCACUGAAGGUGGAGAUGGAGAGACCAAACCCAGCCAGGGUCCCACAGAUGGCUCGAGGCCUGAGCCCCAGCGUCCCCGAAAUCGGCCUUACUUUCAACGUAGGAGGCAACAACCUCCUGGUCCCCGGCAGACUACAGCCCCUGAGGCUGAUAACAAAGAGCCAGUAACCCCAGGCCCACCCCCAGCAGGUGCCCCUACCCAUCAGGAGACCCCAGCAGAGGCAGUCAAGCCCAUGCCACCUCCUGCGGACACACCUUCCCAGCCCCGACUGGAGCCACAGCACCAGCUUGUGGAUACCUCAACCCCAAUAACCAGUGGGGACUCCCCUACCACCUUACUGGAGUGAUUCCAACUAGGGGGACAGCUAGAGCAGCUACCUGGUAUCUGACGACUUUUUCCAACUGCUCCUUCCCUG
This is a messenger RNA of Trichosurus vulpecula (common brushtail), 1173 nucleotides long. It is a transcript of the gene YBX2, whose product is annotated as Y-box binding protein 2. Gene Ontology annotation, molecular function: nucleic acid binding. Gene Ontology annotation, cellular component: nucleus. The record is from RefSeq and is a predicted model, not a curated record. Gene Ontology annotation, biological process: regulation of gene expression. Lineage: Eukaryota; Metazoa; Chordata; Mammalia; Diprotodontia; Phalangeridae.